AUGUCCUUUGACAGGUAUGUGGCCAUAUGCAACCCCUUGCGUUAUGUCACCAUCAUGAGCAAAAGGGUCUGUGUCCUGCUAGUUCUUUCUUCAUGGAUCACAGGAUUCCUCCUUAUAACCAUUCCAUGUUCCAUCAUAUUUCAGCAACCAUUCUGCGGUCCCAAUAUCAUUGAUCAUUUCUUCUGUGACAACUUUCCACUCCUGGAACUCAUAUAUGCCUGUGAGCUGCAGACGCUCCUCCUCCUGGGGCUCCUCCUGACCUACCUGCUCACUCUACUGGGGAACCUCCUCAUCGUGGUCCUCACCCUCAUGGACAGGCGCCUCCACACCCCCAUGUACUACUUCCUCCGCAACUUUGCUGUCCUGGAGGUCUGGUUCACCUCGGUCAUCUUCCCCAAGACGCUGACCAACAUCCUGACUGGAGACAAAACAAUUUCCCUGGCAGGCUGUUUUCUACAAAGUUUUCUCUAUUUCUUCCUGGGCACCACAGAGUUCUUCCUACUGGCAGUGAUGUCCUUUGACAGGUAUGUGGCCAUAUGCAACCCCUUGCGUUAUGUCACCAUCAUGAGCAAAAGGGUCUGUGUCCUGCUAGUUCUUUCUUCAUGGAUCACAGGGUUCCUUCUCAACGUCAUUCCAGGUUUCCUCACAUUUCAGCAGCCAUUCUGUGGUCCCAAUAUCAUUGAUCAUUUCUUCUGUGACAACUUUCCACUCCUGGAACUCAUAUGUGCAGACACAAGUCUGAUCGAGUUUCUGGGAUUUAUCCUGGCCAACAUCAGCCUACUGGGCACUCUGUCCGUGACGGCCACCUGCUAUGGCCACAUUCUCCACACCAUCCUGCACCUCCCCUCAGCCAAGGAGAGGCAGAAAGCCUUCUCAACAUGCUCCUCCCACAUCAUUGUCGUCUCUCUCUUCUAUGGCAGCUGCAUCUUCAUGUAUGUCCGGUCGGGCAAGGGCGGCCAGGGGGAGGACAGGAACAAGGUGGUGGCCUUGCUCAACACCGUGGUGACCCCAGUGCUCAAUCCCUUCAUCUACACCCUGAGGAACAAACAGGUGAAGCAGGUGUUUAGGGAGCAGAUCCGAGUGUCCUCAGAUCCCCAGAACAUCACGACUCCUGAAGCCGCACACCCCUGA
This is a messenger RNA of Rangifer tarandus platyrhynchus (Svalbard reindeer), 1131 nucleotides long. Lineage: Eukaryota; Metazoa; Chordata; Mammalia; Artiodactyla; Cervidae. The record is from the annotation of a GenBank genome assembly.